AUGGAUGCAAACUUCUUUGACCACUUAAAGAACAAGGAACUAAAGGACUUGUUCAAGAGGUUGUGCACUCAGAAUCAGCAGAGAAAAUUUAAUGCUUUGUGGCAGAUGCUUGAUCAGCUAACUGCGGAGCAAGUGAAGGCAAGGGCAGCAGGAACCAGCAGUAGCCAGUUACGUGAGUGCGGUCUACUGACUCCAGGCCGUCUUGUAGAGGGUGGGAUUGUGAAGCUCGACCGAUCCCUCCUGACAGCGCUAGUGGAUAGAUGGAGGCCGGAGACUCACACGUUCCACCUCCCAUGUGGGGAGCUGACUCCGACGCUGCAGGACGUGGCCUACCUACUGGGUCUCCCUAUCGUCAGUGAUGCCGUAGGUCCGCGUGUGGUGCCGGCUUUGUGGAAGGAUAACCUGGAGGAGCGCUUUGCUCCGGUACAGCGCGUGGCAGCAGCAGGACCGAUCAACCCGCACCCGCGAGCCACAGGUCCUUCGAAGACCUGGUUGCUACAGUUUACACCUACCCAGUUGGAUGCGGAUGCGGACGAGUAUAGUGUGACCAGAUCGCUGGAGGCGUACCUGCUAUGGUUGUUUGGUUACAUCAUGUUCAACAACACCCAUGGCAACUCCGUCGACAGGAUCCUACUUCCGUACGCACGAGAGAUUGCGGAUGCAGAGGAUGACUUACCGCCCUACAGCUGGGGUUCGGCGAUAUUGGCGGCCACCUACCGUGGACUCUGCGAUGGGUGCAGCAAGACCGAUGGUGAGGCUAUUUUCUCGGGGUGCCCACUCCUGCUUCAGCUUUGGUCGUACGAGAGGAUAGCGGUUGGUCGCCCUAUCGUGAGCCAGGAGCCAUACCACGACAUCUUGUACGGCGACGACGAGGAGGGUUGGCCUAUUAUGGGUACCCUCUGGAACUGGCGUCAUAGAUCUUGGGCGCAUGCCCAGGUUAGGCUUGCAUAUCCUGAUUUCGUGUCGGAGCUGGAUAUGCUGACGCUAGAGGACGUUAUCUGGGAGUCAUACACCCCAGAGGCGGUGGCGAGACGUGCACCUUUAGGCCUGUCUCCACACUGCUCUGCGAAUGCGGGCAUGUGGCUUACUACAGUCGUUCUUGUUUACGACAUCGCGGUUGUCGAGGAGUGGCAUGUCGUGCUCAGCCGUUUGGCUCACCAUGAUGCAGCCGUGGUUGGAGCAAUGGGACGAUGCAGAUGA
Panicum virgatum (switchgrass) is the source of this 1200-nucleotide messenger RNA. Its product is annotated as serine/threonine-protein phosphatase 7 long form homolog. The record is from RefSeq and is a predicted model, not a curated record. The coding region runs from base 1 to 1200 and encodes 399 amino acids. The transcript is spliced from 5 exons. Lineage: Eukaryota; Viridiplantae; Streptophyta; Magnoliopsida; Poales; Poaceae. Gene Ontology annotation, biological process: meristem development; meristem maintenance.